Molecule: messenger RNA, 933 nt
Organism: Aegilops tauschii subsp. strangulata
Lineage: Eukaryota; Viridiplantae; Streptophyta; Magnoliopsida; Poales; Poaceae
Source: RefSeq, a predicted model, not a curated record
AUGUUCGCCCCCUCCCAAUCCAGAUCUGGAUCGUGGAAGCGAACCACCGACGUCGCCGCCUGGAGGACCACAACGCCGGACGCCGUUGCCACCAUCACCUCCGACGCCGCCGCUCGGACCCCCCCCCCCCCCCCCCGCGUCCGUCUGCCUCCUCGACAGCCCGUCGUCCCCGUCCUCCUCCUCGAGCUCGAGCCCGCUACCAUUUUCCCCACGAACGCCGGUGAGGCUCCGGCCUCCCUCCCUCUCUCCCCUUGUUCUCUGUCGCCGGCGCCGUCCACCACGUGCCGACCACGCUCGACCCUGCGCCUCGCCGUGGUCCCCCGCGCCCUCGUACACGCACACCGCGUCCGCGUCUUCGCACGCCCCGGCCUCCUCGCGGUGCACGCGCACGGCCCCGCUCGCGCCCAACACCACCCAGCUCGCGCCCGUGUUGUGCUCUCCUCGCCCGCUCCGGCCGCCGUAGUUGUCCCGUUGUCGUCCUCGUGCACCUCGUCGCACCUCGUGCCGCUAUCCCGUCCGCCGGCCUCCUCUUCCCCUGCUCGCCGCUCCCCUGCUGCCGAGCACCCGCGCCCGCCGGAGUUGCCCUCCCGCGUGCGCGCCCUCCUCCCCAGCUCCCGUGCAUGUCGCUUGGGGCCGCGCCCCGCCUUUGCCCCCGUGUCGCCACCGCAACGCCCUGCCUCCCGCCUUGGCUCUGCCGCGCCGGCACCGCCCCUUGCUUGCUGCCUGCAGCAACUGCUACCCCGCGACCGCGCGCCGUCGUCGCCCGUCGCCCUUUCCUUCGACCGCGUCGCGCCGGCGCCCCUCCACUGGCCCGGUUGCCUCGCCCGCACCCGGGCGCCCGUGAACCCGCCCCAGUUGGCCGUGGGUCACAGACAGCCGGGGGGGCACGUCCCUAAAACUGUGAAAAACGAAAAUGUAAUAAAAAAGAGUUAA